Messenger RNA from Chlorella variabilis, 421 nucleotides. RefSeq lists its product as hypothetical. The transcript has 2 exons. The record is from RefSeq and is a predicted model, not a curated record. The annotation marks the transcript as partial. NCBI's taxonomy places the organism in Eukaryota, Viridiplantae, Chlorophyta, Trebouxiophyceae, Chlorellales, Chlorellaceae.
AUGGAAUCUGCGCCCAACGCCUGUACCACCGUCACCAGUGCCCGCCUCUGCCGCAAAUUUAAAAUUAUGAACCAACCUGUCAUCCUUUAUGCCUUAGAACGGCGCCAAAACGGCGCCAAGAAUGUGUUUCUCACUAAGUCAGAUGUAGAGGGCAUCAUCCGGAUCAAGCAGGGCGACCAGCAGGCGCCCUCAGGCCGGCGGCGGCGGGGUGCGGGAGGGGGGGCGGCAGUGCAGGGCGGCACCAAGAACUACAGCAAGAAGGUGCUGCAGUUCUUCCAGGUGCUGAAGGGCGCUGGCGGUCAGGACAUCCUGUGCCGCUGCGUCAAGCGCAGCGGAGAGUGGCGGUGGUGCCCCGUGGUGCCGCUCGAGGAGCUGCCCCGAGUGAUCAAGGAGCACCACGAGCGGGCGACUGGCUUCAGCG